Metschnikowia bicuspidata var. bicuspidata NRRL YB-4993 is the source of this 2387-nucleotide messenger RNA. RefSeq names its product Tpo4p (gene TPO4). Gene Ontology annotation, molecular function: spermidine transmembrane transporter activity; spermine transmembrane transporter activity. Gene Ontology annotation, biological process: spermidine transport; spermine transport; transmembrane transport. The record is from RefSeq and is a predicted model, not a curated record. The transcript is spliced from 2 exons. Gene Ontology annotation, cellular component: membrane. Bases 309 to 2309 code for a protein of 666 amino acids. NCBI's taxonomy places the organism in Eukaryota, Fungi, Ascomycota, Pichiomycetes, Serinales, Metschnikowiaceae.
UGUUUUAAUACAUAUGUUUUUUGAUGUGUUUUGGGUACACAAUAGAUGCAUGCAUGCCGACGGGCCGACGUGCGGACUGGUAUCUCCGGCGCACGCACGCCAGAAUUGAUAAAGGGCAUCGAUGUUGGUGCCGGAGCUUAUUUUGUAUAAAGCGUCUGUGCAAGCCGCGGCUAGAAAAUUGUUUCAACUAUUGACGAGUUCUCGCCAGCACGGACAUCCCUUUCCUAAAAACUUCAUCUUGUUGUUUCUUUUGUGUUUAAACCUUCUGAAUCUUUCGGGAUAGCACCACUCCAACACAUACAAUACCAAUGGGGAUCUUGGGCACAUCGCACUCGGAAGAACAGGCAUUGAGAGCUGCGGCGCCACAGAACAGAAACAGCCAAAUGGCAUCGAUUUCUUCUGUCGAUGCUUCGGCGUCCUCUGCUUACGAAACAGCUUCUGAAAAUGAAGCAGAAGACUUCGAGGGAAAUCAGAAUGACCAGCCAGACACGACUCAUGAGCAAGUCGUCGAUAAUGACGCAGAGAGUGCGUCUACAAUCCAAGAUGUGAAUCCCAACGAGGCAUACGUCGCAAAGGAUUACCCUGAGCCGAAAGUAACUGACGAUGCUGCAACUGAUGACAAUGCGGUAAGGCUGGUGCAGAACGAUUUGGACCUCAUGUCACCAAACAUGACCGAGAACGAGUUGAACAGAAUCGCCACCACUCUUACCGAAAGGUCUAUGGCCCCCUCUGUCGUGAGAUCCAUCACCAGAGGCGAGCCUGUCAAGCUCUCUGAUCUUGAAUAUGACGGUCCCGACGACAAAGCCAAUCCUCACAACUGGCCCAGCUGGAAAAGAUGGGUCGCGACUUUCACCAUUGCUAACAUGUGUCUUUGCAUUUCUUUGGGCUCCUCGCUUUACGUAGAAGGUGUUCCAGGCCUCAUGGUGGACUUUGGCAUGUCUCAAACACUUGGUCUUUCCGGUCUUUCUUUUUAUUUGCUUGGUUUGGCUGUUGGGCCUGUGAUCGGAGCGCCACUUUCUGAAAUGAUCGGCCGUCGUUUGAUCUACAUCACCACUUUCCCUGCCGCCAUUCUCUUUACCAUGGGUGUUGGUUUGGCUCAGAACACUAGAAGUGUGCUCAUUUUGAGAUUCUUCACUGGAUUCGUUGCUUCACCUCCAAUGUCCAUCGCUGGUGGUUCCAUCACAGAUAUCUGGGCAAACGCUCCCGAGCAAAUGUCCACUGCCAUGGCCUUAUUCUGUCUUUCUCCUUUCUUAGGUCCAGUUAUCGGCCCCAUUAUUGGUGGUUUCGUGGUUGAAAAUAAGAGUUGGAGAUGGACAAUGUGGGUUUCUAUGAUGUUCUACGGAGUUAUGUUACCUUUUGUUUUGUGGGUUCCAGAGACGUUCAAGCCUGCCAUUCUUAAGAAGAGGGCAAAGGCUAGAGGCAUUAAUUUGAUUGUGGAGAGACCAACCUUCAAGCAACUCAUUCAGAUUCACUUGUUCAGACCUCUCGAAAUGCUUUUUGUUGAGCCUAUUGUCGGAUUGUCCUCAAUCUACACAGCUUUUGUCUUUGCCGUGUUGUUUGGAUUCUUCGAAGCAUUUCCUAUUAUCUUUAGAGGCAAGUACUUGAUGAGCACGGGUAUUUCCGGUUUGCCUUUUAUUGCUGUGGGUGUCGGACUUGUUGGCGCAGUUUUGGCUUAUAUUGUUUUGGACAAGCUUCUCUAUUUCCCUAAGAACCCCGAUGGAACCAGGGGUAAGCGUGAUGAAGAAGGUAAGCUCAUUUGGGAUGCGCCAGAAUCCAGGUUGCUCAUCGUCGAGAUCGGUGCCUUCCUUUUGCCAAUUGCGUUGUUUUGGCUCGCGUGGACUUCACGCAGAUCAGUCCACUGGAUUGCUCCAACUCUUUCUGCUGUGCCUUUUGGAUUCGGGUUACUUUGGGUAUUCUUUGGUAUCAUUCUUUACUACUCGAUGUCCUUCCCACCAGCAUAUGUUGCUUCUGCAUUGGCUGCAAACAAUUUGCUUCGUUACCUUGUCGCUGGUGCUUUCCCUUUGUUCACUGUUCAAAUGUAUGAGAGACUACAUGUUGGUUGGGCAACGUCUUUGUUCGCAUUCAUUGCCGUUGCCAUGGUCCCCAUCCCAUUUGCAUUCCACUAUUGGGGUGUCAAGUUGAGACUGAAAUCCAAGUACGGCUACGUUGCCUUGUUCAGAAAAAUGGCUGAACAAAGAGCUGCGGCUGAAGCUCAAGCAAAAGCGAAUGAGCCAGCUACCGAGGAAGACAGAACAAAUACCAGUGAGACCAUAGAAAACACUUCUCAAGAUGUGGCCGAGAAAGUCUAAUUCGCACAUUCCCAGCACUCAUACUCUACUCAUUCAUAAAUGUCUUGAUCCCUCGAGACCCUGCAGCUAUAUAUAUAU